AGGAAAGGCACAAUUCAAAGUUUCAAAUUUAUUAACAAUGUCUUCCAAGGAGAUACUCGCCAUUAAAGAAAGCCUUUCUCAGCUUUUAGAGCACGAGACUAUAAAGGAAUUUGCUUCUAUUUGGGAUGCCAUCGGAAUAGAGGACCGGAUUCGACAGGAAAGGCGAGACAAGAUGUUCCAGUAUCAUUGUAACCUUCAAUUGGAGAUGCUGGAGGAAGAGAGAUCGCUCAAGAAGCGACUGGAGGACAGCAUCAAGAGCUGCUCCGAGGAACUAGUCCAGCUGGAAACACAACUUCAUUUAUCCUCCACUCUUGAUAGCUAUAGUUUGAAGACAAUAACAGAGAAGGAAAGGUUAAUACGAGAAAGAGUUGAUGCACUGAACAAGAUUAAACACGACAGAAUGAAGAGACUCAAACGACUCAUAGAAAUGGAGACAGUCCUUGCUCACGGGAUCGGAGAGAAACCUUCCUUUAGUCUCAAGUGGCAGUCGGAGAACCUGAUCCCAUCAGAAGAAGAACUUCAGAAUUAUCUUGAGAAAGUAGAACAACUUGAAUCAAUCAAGGAUCAGCGUCAGGUUGAGUUUCGUAAUGUCCGUGAUAAGGCUCGUGCUGUGUGGGCGGAGCUUGAGACGGAGCCAACCGAUGAGCUGGGGCUGAGGCUAUACAGUGGAGACAUCAGCCAUUUUGUGUUCUCUCAAGCUAAUAUGAAGUCUUUGGAGGAUUAUUAUCAGAAGUUGGAAUCCAGUGCAACGGAGCAAGAGAAGGAAGCCAACUACCUGAGGAACUGUAUCACAUCGCUAUGGAAGCGACUAGAGAUACCAACUGAGUUUCGCGAGGAGUUCCUCUCACAGCAUCAGGGCUACAAGGACUGGGUCAUCAAAGAGUUGAAGUCUGAAGUUGACAGGUUAGAUAUUCUCAAGCAGUUUCACUUAGAAGGAUUCAUCAAGGCCACUCGGGCUGAGUUGGCCAAAGUGUGGGACCAAUGUAUGUUUGGGGAGAAUCAGAAGAGAGAAUUUGGACCUGCUUUUAAUGAUGAUUUUACUGAAGAUAACUUGAGUGCACAUGAAAGUGAGCUUGACAAAAUGAGAGGGUUUUAUGCCGAUAAUAACGAGAUAUUCAAACUGGUUGAGAAAAGAGAAUCCCUUUGGGAUCAAAAGAUAGAAAUGGAUAAUCGUGCAAAUGAUCCAGCCAGGUUGAACAACAGAGGAGGGAAACUGCUGCAAGAGCAACGCUUGCACCAAAAAAUAAAUAAAGAUUUACCUAAAACGGAGAAAAAGUUGAAGGAGGUACUCACCCAGUGGGAAGAGGACCACACCCGCCAUUUUAUAAUAAAGGACCAGCGUUACCUUGACAACCUUGACUCAAGAUGGGAGGAGUAUCACCAAUCAAAGGAACAGGAGAAGAUCAAGAGACAACAAAUCAAAGCUGAGACCACAGUAAUGGAAAUGAAGUUUGGAAGCAAACCACAGACCCCAACACCAAAGAGGAAAGCUGUUGCUCCAGUGUCUAAUGACAGAGCACCUAAAGUUGCUAGAGUAACACCUGCUCCUUCUCCAUUAGUAAAAGCCACUACUAAUAAGAUAACCCCAGCUCGUAGGCUACCAAGGCAUCAGAAUAAAGUACUUAAGGACAAGAAUAAAAGCAAUCCAGCGACCCCUGAACCAGGUUUUGACUUUUCAUUGGCCUCUGCAGGGUCUUAUACUGAUUUUCAGCGUGCCAUCACAUUUGGCCCACCAAACAAUCGCUCCAGUGUUGUAUCUACAAAAUCAUCUAAAGCCAAUGUCUCAUGAAGAAGAAUUGGCUAAUAAAUAUACAUCAACAUAUCUUGCUUUAUUUCAUAACACAAACAUACACACACAUAAUACAAUAGUCAGUCAUUUUUAAAUGAUUAUCAUUAUGUCUCUGUCUCUCUUUAUUACAAGUAUGAUUGUUGUCCUUUAUUUUAGAAAAUAGUGAUUGUACUAAUUUAUCUUAAA
Messenger RNA from Amphimedon queenslandica, 1975 nucleotides. Its product is annotated as protein regulator of cytokinesis 1-like. Gene Ontology annotation, molecular function: microtubule binding. The record is from RefSeq and is a predicted model, not a curated record. NCBI's taxonomy places the organism in Eukaryota, Metazoa, Porifera, Demospongiae, Haplosclerida, Niphatidae. Bases 38 to 1789 code for a protein of 583 amino acids. The transcript is spliced from 12 exons. Gene Ontology annotation, biological process: microtubule cytoskeleton organization; mitotic spindle midzone assembly. Gene Ontology annotation, cellular component: cytoplasm; spindle; mitotic spindle midzone.